GCGUUCGCUCGUGGCAGUCUUCAGUGUGCGACAGUCCGGUGCGGUCGGUUUUAACGGAGUUCGUACGGUUGAAGGUUCAGCCUAGGAAAGCCAGCUUGGAGAAACAAGCGCUAGUUAAGUGGUAUAUAAGAGUGUGUUUACGGCUCAGUGUACCGUGAUAGCCGCGUGCUGUAUGUUGUGAGUCCGUCAGGAUCAACGCUGGCUGGCAUUGACGAUACGAUAUAGUGCCGCUCGUUGUCUGUUUGUCUAAAUCGAACGAGUUUUUCCAGCAGUGGCCUGAAGCCAACGAGCGCAGCAGAGGGUGUUUUUUGUUCUCUCUCUAUCUUGCUGCCCACGAGUGAAGACUACGGUCUAAGGGGAGGGAAUAAUAAUUGUAGUGUAGCGAACCAAUUUUUCGAAGAAACAGAGUGAAGUGCAGAGUGUGCCAUAAGCCUGUAGGUCUCGAUUCUACUAGCGGAUUCUUUGUGAAAAACGGUUUUAUCGUAUACAGGGGAAUGAAUCUAUUGAUGCUGAAACCUUUCUAUUCUGCAACAGAGGAGUUGUUUGAACACGUUCCGGGAUCAAGAAUGGCGAUGUUGUGAAAAGAUUGCUCUUGACGUUUGCUGGUAUCUGAUAGUAAAAUUAUAAAAUUACUGUAAACAAUUGAAACUUUCGUGUUUCCGAUGCCAGAAUAGCGCUCGACUUGUAGCGUUAACCGGUGGAACGGUUCCGGAAGCUACGCGGAUAAUUCACUUUGCGUCUAAGAGUGUGCUUACGAUGUUGAUACGUAUACGUAUAUUCUGACUACGUUACGCUGCUCCUUUCACCGUUAUAUAGCGUGGCUCUUUUUGGUACGCGCCCACAAAGGCCACAGUGGAUAAGUGUAUGAAAACUGAGUGCUAGAUUAUUUCUGCCUUGCUGUAGGAAUACAAAAAUGUUUGUUAUUACGUGGCGCGUGCACUGUGUUUACAAUCUAGUGAAAUCGCAAUAAAGAGAAUUUAAUACUUCACCUGGAGGAAACCAUUAGAUGCGACUAAGAAAGUUUAUAAUAACGGUGUGCACAGUUUUGUUUAUCGGAGGUGGAAGAAUAUGAUCCAUUAAAUCAAACCCUCUAGCUUGAGAACCGUGAAGUGAACGAAAUCAAGUAACGAAAUGGAACACUCAGCGAAUCCUUGCAUAAGCACCAUGUGGUUGUACACUUUCUUCAGCUUAGCGUUCAGCAGAAUACUGGAUGUAACUGCCUUCUCCAUCAACACAGAUAAUCAGAUAUUCGGCCAACACAUAGACUUAAUAUACGGUAGCUGUACGGUGGGAAACACGACAUACUUCCACGGUGAGACGUUUAAAUUGGAUUGCCGAACACAAUGCGUUUGUCAGAACGGAAGACACGCAUGUUCGACCCUUUGUCCACACGAGAACCUGCCGCCACCCAACGAUACAGCCAUUUGCGUGGGGCCCCGGCUGGUGGAGCUGCCGGAUCAUUGCUGCCGGGUGUGGCUUUGCGAGCAGCCAGCCACCGACGUUAACGCAACCUGUUACAAUUCAUCCACAACGGUGUGGUCGUCAUGUUCGCAAAGCUGCGGCAUCGGAAUCUCCACUAGAAACAUUACCACAACACCCGGCUGCCAGAGGUUAAGCACCGUGCGGCUGUGUGAAAACCAUAAAUGCAACCGGCAGGACAAUAUCUACUACAACAUUGCUGUCGAGGAUGCGUACGGUGACGCUGAGAGGACGGCUGAUGGUAGAAGCUCGAAACAUCAACAAAAGCGCUAUCGUGCGGCCAACAGUUUGUUGUUGGUGGGCGAACCGGAACAUCGUAGGCGGAAAGGACACGAGUGUCGAAGCAUCCAGCGCACUUCUUCCUCGCGACUGCGGCUGGGGCCUUGCGUUUCCCGGAAACUGUAUCGGCCGAAAACUUGCGGCCACUGUCAGGAUCUAAGCAUGUGUUGUGUGCCUUCAAUUACCACAACUAUCAAAGUUGAACUUCUGUGCCCGCUGAACUCGGGUGAUCCGUUCGAAUUCAUCGAGCACGGGUACGACCUAUGGGACAGCGCCACAAUCGACCCACUGGACCAGGAGAUGCUGCAGUCGCGGCAAAUUCAAAUCGAGAACAAGUUCAUCGAUGUCCAAUGGGUACUGAAAUGUGAAUGCGGACCGAAAAGCAAAAAUUGUCAUCCCCGAAAAAACUCCGAGCCGGCAAUCAGCAGGAUUAGCCGAACGAACGGCGACAUUGAGGGCACCGUUUCCGGCAGAUCGUCAGCGGUUGCCUCGGAAAGUAUACCGUCGCACCCGAGCAAACACCGUCAGCACCACCAGCGCCGGCGACAGCGAAAAAACCAUCACCGUCAGGAGGGUAGAGACGAUGGCGGUGCUCCUGACGGAAGUGCUGAACUUCUGAAGCGGGUUCAUCGGACAUAAUAAAUUGAUCUCCUUUUGAUGGUGUAUAUUUUGUUCAUUCACGUUUAAACCGUACCGGAGCACGUUUGCUCCGUUGCUCGCUGGCUGUUCGGAAUGAAUGUUGGUCCCCUCAGAAUGAAUGGAACUAGGAAUGUUUGUGAUACAUCCGGUUCUGCCACUACCGACAAAGCUCUUAAUGGUCGCAUAGGAGCGGUAUUGCUGCAGGGGUGUUCUAAAUUGCAUUAAAAGUAUAUUCUGUACUAUAAAACUUUUCCUCCAAACUCAUCGUAUUUUCUAAUUUUCUGAUCGGAGUCUUCAUGGUUGCAACGAGAGGAACAUCCCAGCAGCGGUGACCACUUGGUAAAUUGUGCAGACCGUGUCGCUCGGUCGUCCGGUAGGAUGUUAGAGGAAAUAACAUUUGAAUACGGCAAUCGAGCCAAUCCAUCCGGUGUUGUUUGAGCAGAAUAUAGACAAAUUUUAAUUUAAUUUUCCAAAGCAAAAUCGAGAAUGUCAAGCGAAACGAAAAACACAUCACUAAAGUGACUUAUAUACAUACAUACAAAAGCGUACAUAUUCAAAGAUUGUGUCCGUGAUACGGUUUAAAAAAAACUGAAUUGUUUGAGCCGAAAUAAGUUACAGAAUAUUGUGGCUAGACUUGAAUGACGAGAAUAUGUUUCUAGCUAAAGGUUUCGGCUCACAAUCGUUGUAGUGUGUGAUUGUAAAUAUACGGUAGGACUCUUUUUGUACGAGCCAAGCGAAUUUCUAUUCGAAGCAGGAAAAAAUAUCGAGUGUGAUGAAAUGUUUCAGUGGAAAUCUAUUUACAGAUUACAGAUGUGAAUAAAUUGGAAGCGAUUUUAAAACCAGAAAGCCAGACGAAUAAAUACUUUUAGUCAAAAUCGUUUGUUAGGACAGACCAAUAGUUGCAUUUUACGCUUGAAUAAUAAGCAUUAAGUAUCGCAGAAUUUACCAUUAAACAAAAAUGUGUAAAAUUAUAUCUUGUCACAUGCAACACGCUUGCAAACAAAACACACACACACAAAGUUAGGCACGGAAGUAUGAUCUCAACUUGCGUGAUAAAUCCCCAAAAGUUCGAUGAUGUAUUUUGUAGCAGCGCUGCGUUCUGCUGUUUACAGAAGCUAAAAUUCGAAAGACCUAUCAUAUCGUCUGUAAGGACCUCUAUAAAUCCAAUCACUAUAUCAGGUAUGCAGUACUAUGUAAAACUCACUCACUAAAAGGCACCAGAGGCAUUCAUGGAACGGUUUCAAAUUCAUAGCAUCAUUCAUCGUUCGGUUGCUCGUGUUUCCGCUCUAUCUGGUUCCGGUGUGCGGAAUAUAUCCACUGUCGUGCUAAUGAACUACUGCUGACCCUCUACAGACACACUCUCCAUAUCUCUAACGCUAUGGACUGCGGAUCAGAAGAUAACAGCAAAAAUUAGCAUGUCGAAUUUAAAUAAAAUCCUUAACUUGUACCGACUGUUUGUGCUGAAUGAAAAUUACAGAACGUCGAGGUUUGGUUCUCGAUUCCAAAAUAUUUGAAGUUUGAUUUUGAGCGAUGUUUGGUCUCUGUUCGCAUCGCUUGAUACUGAUUACAUUUUCAUCAUGUGCGACCUGUUUUAUUCAUAUUAUUUAUUAUGAUUCACUGAUGUUUGCACUUUUGCUUCGAGCUCGAGAAGCGCUUUGAGGUCAACAUUUGAGUUUAUGACGAAAAGUUUGUUUUUUAUUCUUUUACCGACUGAAAACCAGAGAUCGAAAUGCUGCUGAAUAUUUGUUCACAUUUUCCCAUUUUUUUUCACAUAUUAGUUCAACCAGAUAUUUUUUUCAGGAUUUUUCUUUCUUCUGUAUUUUUUUGUCGUAGCACUAGUGCUUUGCACUAGUGGAUGGAAUAGUAGAAAAAGUGUACCAAAAAUGCUCUUAUUACAUUAGCUUCAGCCACUAAACCAACGCCCACUUUUCCCUUUUUACCAAAUUGUUUAUCAAACUGAAAAUUAAAUGAAUUAUGCCUAAUUUUCCGUUUUCUUCAGGAGCAGAACAGCUUGGAUAUUUGGCAGAGCACUUCCCUAGACAAUAGUGACGCCGUGUAAAAACUUGUUCAAUUUCUCGUCAUUGGGAAUUGCCAACUCUAGAUGACGUAGGAUGAUUCUCGUUUUUUUAUUAUCUCUAGCAGUGUUCCUCAUCAAUUCCAAGAAACAAAUAACCACUUACCAAUUCGUUGGUGGAGAUAAGUGAAUGAUUUUUUUUGUAUUUUGAAAGAGGUAUACUAAACAAAGAAAUGGUUUACAAAAAUGUCAACAACUCAACAAGUACACAGCACGGCGAAGACGAUAGAAUGGAGGAAUCCAAAUAGGGGAUGCACGGCAUUACACACUGUUACCAGGAGAGCCAGCCAAGCAUGCUGGGUCCGAAGCUAUAGAUAAAAGUAAAUUGGUUCAUUGUUCUUGCCAAGAACAAAUACAAUUAUAAAACUUUCUUGAAGCAAUGUUGAAUUUUCUUAUCUUGCCAAUUAUGAAAUGUGUGACCGCAUUUCUAUAUUUAUUCCAAGCGAUUAAAAAAAAGUUGUCUUAAGUGUCUUCAAAGUAGAAUUGUUUCUCACUAAAUGCGAUCAAAGUCUGAUUAUCGUGCUAGUUUGAAUUAUGCAAAUUGUUUUUUGCUGUGGUUGAGUCAUUUAGUAAUGUGUAACAUAGAUUUAACAUAAUGCCCAGCAACUCCUAUCGCUACCUCCAGGUGGAGCAACCAAGGGAAGAUCGGUGAACCGGUGGGAACUUGGUCGUAUACUGAUAGGAAAGGGAGAGCAGCUUACCUGAGCGUUUGUUCCCCAGGUUAGGGGUAGGGUUUGCAAUAUUCCCGAGAAUAGAUUUCCCGGGAAACGGGAAUAAAAAAUCUGAUUUCCCGGGAAUUCCCGGGAACCGGGAAAGGAAAAAAUCCUUAGUAAAAAUGAGAUUUCAAAUAAAGUUUAUUAAUAAAAAGUUUCAAAAAAACGUUUACAAUUUAAUUAUGAAUUGAAGAACAAAAUUUAUUCAAGUUCACUCCAAAAAUUCAUGAACAAUCGUCUAUUAAUCGCCUCAGUUCCGCUAACAAUUUUUCGUUAGGCCCAAAUAAUGUAGUUCCCUUCUGUAAAACUUUGCUUAAGAUCGCUGAAUCACCGCUGGUGUCUGAUAUCUAAAAUACUUCUAAAUCACCGAUUUCAGCUCUUGCUAAAUUUCAUUAGAAACUGAAGAGUCCAAUACUAUUAGUUUGUUGAAGAUAGAGCUGAGCGUUUGGCAGCCAGAUUUUAGAGCAUUUGAAUGCCUUCGUAAUUAAUGUGAAAUCGCGGCCACGACCCAAGUUACACUGGUCGCAUUGAUUUACGGGUUUCAAUUUUUUUUUAUCAAUGUACAGGUUUCAAAAUUUUUGUCAAUAAACAAAGAAAAAAUUAAGCAACUAUCCGCUUAGUAGUAAACUCACUAGCGAAAAAAGACAUGAGACGAAGAAAAUAUUUCUUAAUUUAUCGUUUACUAAAUAAGACAGCAUUUAUUUUUUUUAAAUAAAUUAAGCUAACAAUUUGAUAUUACACGGCAAGCAAAUAUUGAUCGUAGUUUCAAGCAAAUAUUUGCUGCGUAUAAUGUACACUAUUAAGCCGCCCUUCACUUCUACGACGUAAGUUUCGUGUUUUGAUACGAUAUUUAGUUUUAUUGCAAUAUUGUAUGGAAAAUUUUCCGAGGAGCUCGGGAAUCCCGGGAUCCCGGGAAUCAAUAUUCCUAUUCCCGGGAUCCGGGAAUCCCGGGAAAAGGCAAUCGAGAAAUCGUUCCCGGGAUUGCAAACCCUAGUUAGGGGCGGCUCAGAAAGCGACUGAUCCGGAGCGGACGGCUGAACUAUGAAAUGCGGUGUUUCGCCAGCUACACCCAAUACGGCAGCCCCGUCGCGAGACUAGGCAUCGCAGCCCUAAUAUUGCAGCAUGCUGAAAUAAACAUACUACGAACAAUCGAAAGAAUGAUACGAAUCGGAAAAAUCGGUAUAGACCUGGGCAAACGAAAAAGGACAACGAUUGGAAACAUGACACUUGGAAUGUUAGGGUUCUGCUCGAACCGACACGCGCGGGAAUCUUGGCCAGAGUGCUACGAGAGGCAAAAGUGGAGUUAGCAGCCAUACAAGAGGUGCGUUGGCCUAAAACCGAAGAACGUGAAUUCCGGGCGGUUGAUCCGACCACGGGCACUUCUUUCAAGUAUCACAUCUACUAUACUGGCGACAGAGCGGAAUGGGGCGUUGGUUUCGUGCUACUUGGAAACUAAAUGAAGCGUGUUAUUAGGUGGAGGCCUAUUAAUGACCGUCUAUGCGUAUUGAGGAUCACGGGCAGAUUCUUCAAUUACAGCCUUAUCAACGAGUACCCGCCGACAAACGAUAAAACCGAUGACGUAAAGGAGAAGUUCUAUGAGCUUCUUGAAAAAACGUAUGGAGAAUGCCCACAGCACGAUAUAAAGAUCGUCAUCGGAGAUGCGAACGCACAGGUCGGAGGAUAGGAGUUCUUUCGUCCCGUUAUUGGUAGAGAAAGCCUUCACUCUACCACCAACGACAAAGGCUUGAGGUUAGUGAACUUCGCCGCGGCCAGGGGAAUUGCCAUCUGUAGUACCCAUUUUUAUACAUUUUUUUUUAUAACAUAAAUCGAAAUUUACACAUGUUUGUGAUGCAGACUGUCUGGAUGGCAUGUUACCCGAAGAAAGUUUUCUGAAAAUCCCUCGAGUUUUGGCAUAAAUUGAGUUAGUAUAAUGGGUGAUCCUCUAUAGAAAAAAGGCCCAUUAUAGGUAUAACCCUUUCCGACCGGGCCUAUAUAAUUGCGUAGGUGAAAGGCGACUCAUACAAAACCUUCUCUCGCUUUUUGAGCGUCCUAUUCAUUGUUUUAUAGUUCACAACGCUAGUGUCAACAUUUCAGCUGCUACGAAAAAUAAAAAACCGGAGCAAGCAAGUGUUUUUACAUAGGAGUUGUUCCUCCCCUAGUUGUUUUUCAUCUACACAAUUGUGUGGGCUUGGUCGGAAAGGGAGAGAGACAGAGAAAGAGAGAGAGAAAAAGAGAUAGAAAGAAAAAGAAAGAGAGGGAGGGAGAGAGGAGAGAAAUAAAGAAAGAGAGCGAGAGAGAGAGAGAAAUAGAAAGAGAAAGAUAGAGAGAGAGAGAGAAUGAGAGAGAGAAAUAGUAAGAGAGAGAGAUAUAGAGAGAGAGUGAGAGAGAUAGAGAAAGAGUGAGAGAGAGAUAGAGAGAGAGAUAGAGAGAGAAUGAGAGAGAGAUACAGAGAGAUAAUUAGAGAGAGAGUGAGAGAUAGAUAAAGAGAGAGAGUGAGACAGACUGUCUAGUAUAUAGUGUAUAACCUAUAGUGGAUCCCUUUCCUAUAGUGUACAGGCAUGUAGAGGGAAGAGUAAAAUUAAAAAAAUCAGUCACUGACCAGACCACGGUGACAACGUAACCUUUCUUUUCGUUUCUUGUCGUUAGAGAUGCAGAAAUAAACUCGAUCUCUGGUAACAACGAUCGUGAUACUUCUUUCUUUUCUUCCCAAACUGACCGUAAGUACGUUGCCGGACCUUAAUCGAUCUUUACAAAGCGGAAGCUGCUGAAUUGUUGUUCAUUGAAGUUGGUAAAUUUAUCCCAAAUAGCCAUAUAAAUGCGGUACAUUGUUUAUAAACUCAAUCCCAAAGCAAAAAAACAAAGCUUUGGUGCUUCAUUCCGUAUCGGAACUCGACCUUCUGUUUCUUAUACACAGACUUGGCAGCCAACUGUUAAAUGUACAGGACAAUUCCGGGGCUAGCGCCACGAUACUACUGACACUAACAGCCUCUCCCGACCCGGGAUUCGAAUACACGACAACUGCCUUGUUAGGCCAGCAUCGCCACCUCUAGACCGGCGGGGAUUAAAAUCCAAAGCACAGCAAUGAAAAACGCAUAUGGUUUAGUCAAACGUUUUUGCUUUUAACUAUGACUCAACUGGUUUUAUUCAUAUGCAAUAGUUUUCACGUUACUGGUACUGUCAUAAUUAAAUUCCGUGGUAACGAUGAAUGGUAAUUGCUGUUUCGGUUAAAAACGUUGUAGUCUGGGGUGAGUCCCAAACGGCUCACGAAAAUGAACCACGGUUUGAGCGCCCCAAAACAAAUCAACCGACUGAAACCGAAGUUUACCGAAACAUUACGUUUGUUUUUUUUUUCAUAUGAUCCUAUUCUGAUUCCGAUCUAUGUAAACGUAUCCAUAAUAUAUGAAUCAUGCGUUAUGCAUCCCACAUUAUUUGUUGUGCGAAAUCAGAACAUGAGUUGUGUAUAAUUAGAAGACACUUGACCUUUAAGACUUGACCUUUUCUGUGUUCCGUUAAUUUUGCCUUCAAAUUAGUAUAACUUACCAUCCAUUGAUCACUUGUUGACUUAUUUCGAACGUCCUUCAAGACCAAAUAAUGUUGAGAAUUUCAAGCCAGCAUCGAAAAGCUUUGUGACUUUGUACUUGCGUUGUGUUUAAUCGCUUUCCUAGAUCAUGCUAGCGUCAAAUAAUCAUUGCAUGUUUUGGCAAAAGGCUAUUUCUUUUACUAUCUCUCUCUCUCUCUCUUACACACACACACACAAACACACACACACACACACACACACGUAAACAUGUACACAUAUUAGUGCUUAUUACGGGAGUCACUUCACGGUGAAACAUAUUUCACUCUCACGCUCACUCCACUUUUUGAGACCUAUUCCCGAUUCCACCUCAAGUGAGGUGACAAAAAUCACCUCCACGAAGUGAAGUGAAAAGUGGUAAGUUCCCAGUUCAAUGUCCUAGUCCCGGAAAGUCGAUUGAGCUGAAAUUUUGUAUGAGGACAUAUUUCGACAAGAGGAAACUUUUGAGCCUUACCGCUAAACGAAAUUCGAAGGUCAAUUUUUCCUUUAUGUUUCAUUGCACAGUGGUCCAGGAAUGCAAUCUAGUAGAAGAAAAUUAAUAACUCCGGAUCGUGUUGGUUUUUUGAGAUAGUGAUUUUGGCAAUGUUUAUUAGAAUAAUAAAAGAAUAUUUUUGUAUGAAAAUAUUUGUACUAAACGUGUACUAAAUUAGUACUAAAUUUUUUUUUGUCUUCAUUUUUUCAAUUUAGAAGGAUGGUUUCUUCUACAAAGCUGUUCAUUAGUUGUUCAUUUCAUAUUAUUGGCUAAUAAACAACUUUGUAGAAGAAACCAUCCUUCUAAAUUGAAAAAAUGAAGACAAAAAAUAAUUAGUACUAAUUUAGUACACGUUUGGUACAAAUAUUUUCAUACAAAAAUAUUCCUUUAUUAUUCCUAUAAACAUUGCCAAAAUCACUAUCUCAAAAAACCAACACGAUCCGGAGUUAUUAAUUUUGUUCCGCUAGAUUGCAUUCCUGGACCACUGUGCAUUGGCCGCAGCUCAAAAGUUUGUAAGUCCCAGCGAGUAGAUUUUUUUCAAAAAAAAAAAAAUCGCCUUGUUACUGGAAAAUAAAUUCCAUGUACAUUAUCAGUAGAUCACAAGUCAAUCGAUUUUAAAACUUCCCUUUCUUCGUGAAAUCAUUCCACCGUACAAAAUGGUCGUGAAAUAAUUCCACGCGAAUCGUCGCUUUUUCCGUUUUUACUUCACUGAUAUGACACUCAUAAUAACCCAGAUUUCACGGUAGAUUUCACUUUGCGACGUUUCUCUCACUUACAUGAGUCCCGUAAUAGGACUUUAUUCAUUUCACUCUGAUUUCACCGUGAAUUGACUGCCGUAAUAAGCACCAUUAUCUAUAUCGUUACCACAUCAUAUCAAUGUUUUUAUGUUUUUAUAAAUGAUUAGAAAUGGCCAGAAAAUUCAAAAAUUUCUCAAACUUCUUUAUUCAAGUAUCCCCCGAUAGAAAAUUUUCAAACUAGUUUUAUAUGUAAGCUUAGACCCAAAACUAAUUUUCGGCGAAGAGAAACCCGAAUACUAUGCCACGAUUUUAACCAACGAUAGUCAACUCAUAGGCUUCACGGAAAAUCGUUCCAAAACCGUGAUCCAGUUCUAAAUAGCGUGGAAACAAGAAGUCUUGUACAAGUGCAUUGUACAGCUCCAACUGAACUGCACGAAGAUAUUGGUCAAAAGUUCACGGUAAACCAUCUUCAGAAUCUUCCGGUUUCGACUGUGUAUAAUUUCCUGCGAACCUUAACAACGAUUCAUCAGGAUGGUCGCGGAUGUCCGGCCAACGUGAUGGACGAAAAUAACUUGGUUCUUCUUGUCAAAAUCAUGGUUCCAACCCAGUGCGUGGUUUGGCUGUCAAUCAAGAAGUAUACCAGAACGAAAGUUUUAAGAUAAUUUGGUCUUCCUAUUUGACCAGAUAAAGCAUCAUGACAUAACGGCAAAAACACAAACGUUCCCCAACAACAAACCCGAACCAUUUGAGCCGUUGAGAGCAAAAGUGGUACAUGUGCCAUCAAGUAAAUUUUUCAGGAGAAGCGAUAAACGAAAACACUCAAAUAGUGAAUUAUUUUCAACAUUUUUUUCCAACAUAACUGCACUAAAACAUUGCUGGAAAGGUUUCAAAAGACGGUACAUGAAAGCAUAACGAGUUCCGGUUGAGAAACGUACACAAACUUCAAUGGAAAAACAUGUACCACUUUUGUGCUAUGGGAAAAAUAAUGACAACCAGAAAACGUUGAGAGCAAAAGUGGUACAUGUCCAGUGUGAGCAUGAAGGGUGCAUUAUAGCUCUCUAAUCUUAGGAUAUAGAAAAUUCAUGUCUUCAGCAGAGCUGUCCAAGUGAUUGAGUACUAUAGAAUGAUGAUCUGUUUGUUAAGGAAUUCUACCUUUUCGUGGCGCUAGUAUAUAUGUAUUUGGUAACUGCAUAUGAGUUGAUACUGAAAAAGGUAAAAUGCUUUCUGUUACAAAAUAGUUACGGGCACACUAGCGCCACGUAGUGAGGAAAUUCCAAGCAGACAGAUCUUCAUCUGAAAGUACUCUGAUUGACCAACUUUGCUGAAAACAUGAUUGUUUUAUGUGUUAGAAUCCUCGACUUACAAUUCAUCUAACAUGCACAGACUGGACAUGUAGCACUUUUGCUCUCAACGAAAUGGUUAUUAUGUUAAUUAUCGAAAAUUGUUUUGGCUAUAACUUUGGUUUAGGUUAUCAGAUCUCGAUUUUUCUUGGAUAUUCUAGUACAUUACUGCGUUCUGCAUCAAUUUAUGCCAAAAACCCAAAAAGUGUAAAAAUGGCACAUGUACCACUUUUGCUCUCAACGGCUCAUUUGUACCAAUAAACGAAACCUAACUAUUCUGCAGCAGUAUCUUCCAAUCGAAGGUUUUCUUGGAAAUUCAGGUUCCUUGGUGUACGAAAACAACUGGAGAUCGACGAACUGCAAACAGUUGAUUGGUAGAAUGAAGAGAUGUAUUUUGAAGUAGAAUACUUCUUUCAGGAAGUUCGGCUACAUAGGGAUGUGAAAUGAAAAUCUAAAACCGAAGAAAGUGAAAAAUAUGUCCAAUUUCAAAUGCUAAUAAAUCGGUUAGUAUUCGAUGGAUUUUCUUCGUUCUUGCAGCAAUAGAUUGGAAAAUCUUCUAAGAUUCAUCCCAAAAUAAGAUAAUUGUAAUUCUAUUAUUAACACUAUUGUACUAUUGAAAAUAGUCAAGCCUUGUUAAAACGAAAAAUUCGAUCUCUGAUUGGUAGUUAUAUGAUUGCUUCCCAAGCACGGUCGACAUAAUCAUAUACCUUGCAAUUGAAAACAUGCUAUUUGGCCUAUAUAAGAGCCUCAGUUUCAGCCGAAGCCGCUCAUAAUAGUUCUAGACAGCGACAACAGCAGUCGUCCUUCCUUAGCAGCAGCACUAGCUCUGUGGUUGGUCACCACGUCUCAGGAGCAGCGCGGUUUUUCUCAGCGUGUGUCGCCAGACUGCCAUUAUUCCCCCUGUGUUGGGGCAGCAUGAAGAUUGCAUUGAAUUGAAUUUACGACAACACAAACAAGCGUUCUGUGUUGGAUCCUAGCAAUUUAAAUCUGUCGCGCCCGUCUAAUUCACUGAAUGUGAAAUAGCUUCCACAGUGCAUGUUGUCCGUGUAUCUUAAUUCCCCCAUUGUUAGGGCAGCUCAAAGGCUGCGAUCAGCAACCGAUUUUGAACCGCAAAAUGCCUUUUUGAAGACAAAUAAACAAGUAAUUGAAGGUUAAUAAUUUUCUGGUAUCAACACAAGCAGACAUUCUGUGCGGGAUGCAAUCAAAUUCUGUUGCAGUUGUAUAAUUUUAACUUUAUUGAGGUAACCCCCCACUGUAAGGGCAGCGCAAAGGCUGUGAUCAGCAUAAGCGAUUUUGAAUAACAAACUGCCCUAUUAGAACACCCUCACUAAAGCAGUUAGUUCGACUAUGCAGAGCUAAUGUGAAGUCGAUUCAAUCAAUCAGCAUGAACAAAAUUUCGUCGUCUCCCAGCUGCUAAGUUGCAACAUGAUGCAACACGCAGCAGCGAGCAAACGAAAUCGCUUGAUGUUACAAGCCGCAAUACGGUUAGGGGUUAAAUAAAGUAUUCUACUUCAACCUUGCGGUCGUGGCUUUGCACACAACCCUCCUGUGAUUUUUUUUCAUCUAAAUUUCAGUCAUAGGGAGAAAGUUGGAACGAUUUGAAACGCGCCUUACGGUAAUUAUUUCGAAAUUGUAUGUUUCAAUAAAUUAUUUUGCCGAGAUAAGAAUUUCUGAGAAACUACUUGGUAAAGUCGAUACUUUCUGUAUCUUUAAAUGUUUGCUAUUAACGUUGUUAGUCCUUGAACGUUGAUUUCGUUAUAAAAAUGACAAUGUAUGUAUUUUACGCAAAUACGAUAAAUUGACGAGUGCUGUGGAUGUGACUUAGGCUUAGAAAAACCAAACCUCCUUCAGACGGGACUCGAAGCCGCAAUCCUACUGCAUUGUGUUUUUACUCUUUGAACUACUGGGACGAUAUAUUUAUGAAGAAGGAAAAAUUUAGAGGUAGCUUAUACUAACACAAUAUCUACCUUGGUUGAUUCUCAAAAAUUUUGUUUUUCCUUUCGCCGUUUCUAAAAUUUUGUUUAUGUUUUUGGACCAUAACUUGAGAAUUAGUUUUCGAUUAGAUUAGGUACUCAACGAUUUGGUUGUUUUCAGUAAUGAAAUGCCCAACGCAUGCAGAGAAAAUUUACAAAAUGAUCAGUUUGGAUUUAUAUUCUGAGGUUUUAUAAAAGCAACUGUUACUUAAUCUUCUUUUCUCCUCGUUAUGUAAUACUAGUUAUUUGUUCUCCCUCAUUUACUAUGUAACAAUUUGUAUCAACCGAUACUUCUGUUACCUCUCAGACAGUUACUAGUAGAUGUUCCAUUUGACGUCUACUAAAUUUUUUUAAAUGUAUUAUCAUUUUUUUGAACCCAUCAUUUAUUAGACACGGCAUAAUUUUUUUGUAAAAAUUAUCCAGAACUGAGAUAUUUGUACUGUUUUCACUUUGAUAUCCAACAUUUCACCCUGCAAUUUGCGAACUGUUUCUGUUGAAUAAAACAAAUGUGAGACAAUUGAAAACGUAAAUGUUGUUACUCGACCGGAUAAUACAGUAACUUCGCAAUCACUGUUCUGCCCGUCCCUAACGAACCAGAUAGAGAAGGAUGCAGAAGCUCUUAAAAACUCCCAUCAUUCCCAGUAGUACGACCGACGCAAGAAAACCACAAGUAUCGCCAUUCAUCAACUAACGACGAGUCAAGUCAAGUAAAUUGCAUUUUGUAAUUCCAAAUUGAUCGGUACGCUAAGCGGCUCUAGUCGAGUCGAAUCUGUUGCAAGGAUCUGUUGUCAGGCAGGAUAUCUCCGACUCACACGGUUCGGUUCUCCUGUGGGCGCAAUUGCAUAUUCAAUAUUAUGGUGAUACGUAGAAAGAUUGUCAAGUACGAGGACGUAUGCGAGAAGUAGAAUUGAUUGGAGUGGUUGUCAAGCAGUACGCUCGGGUGCAUGCAUGAAAAAGCGGAAACAGUCAAAACCGGAAGAGAGACAAAAUAGGAAAAAAGUGUUUGCAAGAAAUAAUGCAUACUGGCAGAACAAAUGAAGAGAUGAUAAAAUGUGAAGUGGGUAAAACAAGCUGCCACGUGAAACACGACUAAAAUUUUGUGAUGAUUUACGUGGAUGCUGGUUAAUACGAAUAGGUUGAAUAAUUAAUUGAGUUGGAAACUGUCGAAUGUUUUAAUACAGCUUUUUAGAGUACAUCACAGUCAGAAAAGCACAAAACAAUCCAAUUUACAAAUAGUUCACUCCACAGUUCACAGUUCACAGUAACCAAAACAUUUCAUUCAAUUAAACCUCGACAGGUUCAAUUAAUUCCAUUGCCGCUCAAAGUAAACUAAAAUUUGGAACAAAUUGGAAAAUAGCCGCUCCAAAAUUGAGCAUGGAUUAAAUAUUUAAAUCGAACAUCACCUCGAAGCAAAUCAGUCGCCGACAGGACAUGGGUGAUAGCAUGAAAAAAUCUGUCUGCCAGAAUUAAGUUUAAUCCUAUUCUAGUGCACAGCAGCAUAAAACGUCCCCGAUUGCCUCCGAAUGGCAGCAGCAGCAUCAGCGGUGUAUUCUCGUCGUUCCAUUCAAAAGUGAUAAAAUCCAUUACCGCGCUCCAUAUCCGGUGUAAUGCACCCAGGACCCUGCUUUUCAGACCAAUAAAAGUGCGAUAAAGCUUGUGUCGCUCACCCUUCUGGUGGUCGCAUUCGAGGAAGUAUAAAUGUAUAUAAACCCCAUAGACAGUGACACUUGGUAACAUGAUAACCACCCUCUAACGAAAAUCCGGCUCGCUAUCCAGCAUCCAGUCAAUAUUUUACCCGCCCAGUCGCUACAAAAGGUGCCAAUCGAAAGGCACAACGAGACUGAAAAGAGGUCGGUACAACUGGCGCUGUUAAAAUAAUAAUUAUCCGUUUUUGUUAGCUGCCAAUGAUACAGGUACAGGACAGUAUGCAAAAAAAAAAAAGAAAAACCGUGCGAUGGAAUGCAAGCAAUGCUUUUUGCACUGUAAUUUUCUCAUUGACUAUCUCUCUCUUUCCCUCCCUUUCGCGCUCUUUUUUGCAACAGGGGAGUACACCCAUUAUGCGUAGACAAGUAUAGUGAUGUAAUAUAAUAUUUCGAAAUAAAACACAGCAAUGUAGAUAAAUUUGGUAUUGUUUUUGGA
This is a messenger RNA of Wyeomyia smithii (pitcher-plant mosquito), 15422 nucleotides long. RefSeq lists its product as uncharacterized. Gene Ontology annotation, molecular function: heparin binding; integrin binding. Gene Ontology annotation, cellular component: extracellular matrix. Gene Ontology annotation, biological process: signal transduction; cell adhesion. The coding region runs from base 1132 to 2397 and encodes 421 amino acids. NCBI's taxonomy places the organism in Eukaryota, Metazoa, Arthropoda, Insecta, Diptera, Culicidae. The transcript has 9 exons. The record is from RefSeq and is a predicted model, not a curated record.